UAGCUCACAAGGCCAGUGCGUAGAUCCGGGCAAGGGGGCUUCCGCGUCGCGGCUUCCGCUUACUCCGCCGGUCGCUCUUCGCUCUUCUCCCAGCCCCCGUCGACUUUUUUUUUUUUUUUUUUUAACUUGGCUGUGACGUAUUGAGAAAGCCGACGGAAGUAUAACUGAAGGCGUUCUGAAAUGGCGAACCGGACGGUGAAGGAUGCUCACAGCAUCCACGGCACCAACCCUCAGUAUCUGGUGGAGAAGAUCAUCCGGACACGAAUCUACGAGUCCAAGUACUGGAAGGAAGAAUGUUUCGGACUCACGGCUGAACUUGUAGUCGACAAAGCCAUGGAAUUGAGGUUCGUGGGCGGUGUGUAUGGAGGAAACAUAAAGCCAACUCCUUUUCUGUGUUUAACUUUGAAGAUGCUUCAAAUUCAGCCUGAGAAGGAUAUCAUUGUUGAGUUCAUAAAAAAUGAAGAUUUCAAGUAUGUCCGGAUGUUGGGGGCACUUUACAUGAGGCUGACAGGAACUGCAAUUGAUUGCUACAAGUACUUGGAGCCUUUGUACAAUGAUUACCGAAAAAUCAAGAGCCAGAACCGAAAUGGAGAGUUUGAACUGAUGCAUGUGGAUGAGUUCAUUGAUGACCUACUGCACAGUGAGAGAGUCUGUGAUAUCAUUUUGCCACGGCUGCAGAAACGUUAUGUGCUAGAGGAAGCCGAGCAACUAGAGCCUCGAGUUAGUGCUCUGGAAGAGGACAUGGAUGACGUGGAGUCUAGUGAAGAGGAGGAAGAGGAAGAUGAGAAGCUGGAACGAGUGCCCUCACCUGACCACCGACGGAGAAGCUACCGAGAUUUGGACAAGCCGAGGCGCUCGCCUGCACUGCGGUAUAGGAGGAGCCGGAGUCGCUCUCCCAGAAGGCGGAGUAGAUCCCCUAAAAGAAGAAGCCCUUCUCCCCGCCGAGAAAGGCACAGGAGCAAGAGUCCACGGCGCCAUCGGAGCAGGUCCAGAGACAGACGACACAGAUCGCGCUCUAAGUCCCCAGGGCACCACCGUAGUCACAGACAUAGGAGCCACUCAAAGUCUCCAGAAAGGUCUAAGAAAAGCCACAAGAAGAGCCGGAGAGGAAAUGAGUAAUGGAUUCAUUUUGACGUUAGUCCAAAUGGCGUCCUGUGAAUAUGAGAGCAUCUGUUUAAGUGGAAUGCUCAAGAUCUCCU
Messenger RNA from Psammomys obesus (fat sand rat), 1199 nucleotides. It is a transcript of the gene Prpf38a, whose product is annotated as pre-mRNA processing factor 38A. Bases 181 to 1119 code for a protein of 312 amino acids. Lineage: Eukaryota; Metazoa; Chordata; Mammalia; Rodentia; Muridae. The record is from RefSeq and is a predicted model, not a curated record. The transcript has 10 exons. Gene Ontology annotation, cellular component: precatalytic spliceosome.